AUGUAUACAAUUGAGUUUCAAAAGCGAGGCUUACCCCAUGCUCACAUUUUGAUUUUCUUGCACCCCCAAAGCAAGUAUCCAACACCGUCCGACAUUGAUAACAUCAUUUGUGCCGAGAUACCUGAUCCUAUACUUCAUCCUGCUUUAUACGCAUUGGUAAAAUCACAUAUGAUACAUGGACUGUGCGGUCUUUCACGGCCUAAUUCACGAUGUAUGAGAAAUCGGCAAUGUUCGAAAUAUUAUCCAAAAAGUUUCAUCGAAGAUACAGUUGUUAAUGCUGAAGGUUAUCCAUUAUAUAAAAGAAGAUCCAACACACAUGAAAUUACAAAAAAUAAUAUCAAGUUGGAUAAUAGAAAUGUGGUUCCCUAUAACACUUGGUUAUUGUUGAAAUAUCAAGCACAUAUUAAUAUGGAAUGGUGUAACCAAUGCACUUCUAUCAAGUAUCUAUUCAAAUACAUUCACAAAGGAUAUGACAGAAUCAGUGCAAGUGUGGUUGCUUCUAGGUCUAACACCGGACAACAGCAUGAAUGUGUAGAUGAAAUCAAACAAUAUCUCGAUUGUAGGUAUGUUUCUCCGAGUGAGGCCUGUUGGCGAAUAUUUUCAUACAAGGUUCAUGGAAGGAAACCUGCUGUUGAGCGAAUGUUUUUCCAUCUCAUUGGUGAAAAGGCUGUCUAUUACAACGAUUGUGAACAAAUGGAGAAUGUCUUAGAAAAUGCAAGUGUCACAGAAUCUAUGUUCACGUCUUGGCUGGUAGCAAAUGGAACAUAUGAGGAAGCCCAAUCAUUAACAUACGGUGAAUUCGUUACAAAGUUUGUUUAUGUUAAGAGAAACAGAUUGUGGAAGCCACGAAAAAAAGGGUUCACUAUCGGACGUUUGGUGUGGGUUCCACUGACAACCGGUGAACUUUUCUAUUUGCGGAUGAUGUUGACUGUAGCAAAGUGA
Vicia villosa (hairy vetch) is the source of this 942-nucleotide messenger RNA. RefSeq lists its product as uncharacterized. The transcript has a single exon. Lineage: Eukaryota; Viridiplantae; Streptophyta; Magnoliopsida; Fabales; Fabaceae. The coding region runs from base 1 to 942 and encodes 313 amino acids. The record is from RefSeq and is a predicted model, not a curated record.